Messenger RNA from Serinus canaria (Common canary), 3137 nucleotides. RefSeq names its product N-acetyltransferase 8 (putative) (gene NAT8). Gene Ontology annotation, molecular function: N-acetyltransferase activity. The transcript has 2 exons. Bases 1958 to 2617 code for a protein of 219 amino acids. The record is from RefSeq and is a predicted model, not a curated record. Lineage: Eukaryota; Metazoa; Chordata; Aves; Passeriformes; Fringillidae.
GUCGGGCGGGACGGCUCCCAGUAAAGUUUGGGUGCGCUGCCGCUGCGAGUCUGCGGGGCUGGAGCGGCGGAGGGACCAGGAAUGGGAAAGGGAAAGGGAAACGGGACCGAGGAAGGGACUGGCAAUAGGAACUGGACCGGGAAUAGGAAUAGGAAUGGGAAUGGGAAAGGGAAAGGGAACGGGACCGAGACCGAGAAAAGGACCGGGAAUAGGAACUGGAAUGGGAACGGGAACGGGACCGGGAAUAGGACCGGGACCGGGGCUCGAUCCUGCCCGGGACCCGCCCGUGGGAACUCGACGAGGCCACGCCCAUUCAAUGCCCUUCAAUAGCGCCGCCGCGGUAAAGCACCGCCCAUUCGCUGCUGACCAAUAGAAAUUCCGCGCCGAGCCGCGCCCCUCAUUAGGGCACGCCCCUUUCCUGUUGAGUGCUCCCCAAUGGCCCCGCCCCCUUUCCCCAUUGGAUGAUCUGGCCCCGCCCCCGACGCGCACGUGAGCGCCUGUCCCACCCCUCUCCUCAUAUCUGGGCGCCUAUUGGCUGCCGGCAGCGGGAGGGGCGGGGCGCGGCGGAGGCAGGGACCAAUAGGAUGCGAGAUUCAUCUGCGGCGCGGAGGGGGCUGGGCUGGGGGGACACGGGGGUGACACGGGGGGGUCCCUGGACAGCGGGGACAAUGGGGACCGGCAGCGUGGGGCGGCCCGAGAGUGCUGGGGGCACUGGACUGCUCUGGGGGCUGCUGGGCCACGAGGGACCUGGGGGGGUCUGCGAAGUUCUGGGGACCUUGGGGACAAUGUCCGGCACUGCUGCGACCGUGGGGGGUUCUCCAGGCUGGGGGGUCCGGGGGUGCCUGGGCUGUGGGGUCUGGGAAGUGCCGGACCAUGGGUGCACUGGGAGGGUCCGGCGGGUCCUGGGUGUUGUUGGGACUUUGGGGACACCGAGAGACGAUCAGGGAUGGGGUCUGGGGGGGUCAUGGUGGGAGGAUCGGGCACCACCAUCAGAGGCAGCACCCCCUGAGCCCCCAGGAGAUGGGGGGCGGCGGCAUGGGGCACCCCGAGUCCCACGGGAAGCCGGGGGGGCACUGGGGGGGUUGUAGGGUACAAAAAAGGGGUCGGGGUGACCCCAACCCCCCUGCGGUCCUGCAGGGCGGAGGGCUGUGCCCUGCUGGGCUCUGAUGCCCCCGUGUCCCCCUCCCCAAAUAAAGGGCUGUCCCCAGCGCUGGGCUGAGCCGUUCCUGGGGGUCCCCAGCACCAUGGGGGUCCCCAACACCGCGGGGACGCCCAUGACACCCCACGGGGAGGCUCCAGCACGGGGCUGGGGGGGCGAGCAACACCAUGAGGACCCCCCCGCCCCCUGGGGUGACCCUGGGCAGGGCUUGGGGGUCCCAGCAGUGGGGACCCACACUCUGCGAGGGGCUGCACCGCCACCCCACUUCCCCGUAGCCAUCCAUUACUGCCCCAUCGCCGGGAUUUGGGGGUGACAGGGGUCUCGUACAGUGUCCCCCCGCCACUGCCCGGGCCCCCCCGUGCCCUGCGCUCCCCCAAAUCCCCCCCGUGACCCCAUAACCUUCCGCGAUCUCUUUACGGCAUCAUCGGCAGGGACAGCGCUUCCCGCUCGGCGCCUGCGCUCGCCGCGCCGCCGGAGCCUCCGCCGGCCUGGGCACGGCCCAAAUCGGGGGUGUCCCCCCCCCGGUGCUGCCACCGGAGCCCCCCAAAACCUGCCGGACCCCCCACCCCAAGCUCCGCAGAACGAUGGGCUGAACGCAUCCGGCAUCUUGCAGGCACAGGCCGGGCUGGGGGGUGCGGCAAACAAAGACCACCCCCCAAAAAAAAGUCCCUGGGGGUGCUAAGGGGGUCACCGAGCCCCCCUCGGGCCGCUGAGGGACCCCCCGGUUGACCCCGAGGAGCCGUAGAGCCGCCGGUCCCGGUUUGAGGAACGACAGCGCCGGGAGCAGCAGGUGCCCCCAUGGCGUCAUUCCGCAUCCGGCAGUACCAGGAGCAGGACUACGAGGCCGUGCGGGCGUUGUUCGCCCGCGGCAUCCUGGAGCACGCCCCGGCCUCCUUCCGGCACGUGCUGCGGGCGGCGCGGGUGCGCCUGGCACUGCUGGCCGUCUUCGUGGCGGCGCGGGCGGCCGCGGGCUCCUGGGUGCUGGGGCUGGGCGCGGUGGCGCUGGCGCUGGUGCUGAUCUGGGUGCUGGUGCGCUCGCUCGUCACCGAUUACGUGCGAGAGGCGCUGGGCACCGACCUGUGCGACGUGUCCGGCGCGUACCUGCGCUCACCCGACUGCCGCUUCUGGGUGGCCGAGGAGGCCGGCGCCGUGGCGGGCAUUGUGGCUGCGGUGCCCGCGGGCCGGGGCGAGCUGGAGCUCAAGAGGCUGUCGGUGAGCCGCGAGCAGCGGGGCCGCGGGCUGGCGCGGGCGCUGUGCCGGGAGGUGCUGGCGUUCGCCCGGGCCCGUGGGUACAGCACCGUGGUGCUCAGCACCUCCGUGGUGCAGGUGGUGGCGCAGAGGCUCUACGAGGGGCAGGGGUUCCGCAAGGUGGGGGCCUCGUACCCCUCGCUGCUGGGCACCUUGCUGAACUUCCAGAUGUUUCACUACCGCUGUGACCUGGGCAAUGGCAAUAAGUAGGGCCGGGGUGGUGCUGCCGCGGUGACGCGGCCCCGGUGGCACGGCACCCCAAACCUGGCACUGCCGUGGCACUCCAGCUCCAGCCCCGGCCCCGGCAUGGCACCGCGAGCCCGGGACAUGAGGUGUUGCCGUGGCACGCAUGGCGCUGCCGUGGCACCCGAACCCUGGCACCGCCGCUGCCCAUGAACCCUGGCACCGCUAUGGCACCCCAAACCUGGCCCCGGGACACCGCCCCACCGCUCCGACCCCCACCCUGGCACAGCAGCACGGGCACAGCACCGCGAUCCCAGGACACAGAGCACCGCCAGGGCACCCCAGCCUGGCAACACCUUGGCACCGUGCCACCGGGACGUGUGGCACCGCCCUGGCAUCCCAGCUCCGGGACUCCACCACAGCACUCCACCCCUGGCACCUGAAGCACCGCCAUGGCACCCCUGAUCCCCACCCUGGCAGAGGGGGCACCUCCGUGGCCCUUCCUGGAUUUCUAGCAGCAGGAAAUAAAGAUAGACCUUUGGGAACA